Messenger RNA from Cylicocyclus nassatus, 736 nucleotides. The record is from the annotation of a GenBank genome assembly. NCBI's taxonomy places the organism in Eukaryota, Metazoa, Nematoda, Chromadorea, Rhabditida, Strongylidae.
ACAACGUCAACGGAUUUUGAAACAAGCAAAUCAUGCACGUUCUUGUCGCAGCUGUGUUUGCCAAUCUUCUCUGUCUAUUACAAUCGUGGAAAAUGGUGGCCAAACUUUGGGUGGAGGAAUGCGAUCCGAACGCUAAAAUAGAUGAAGAUGCGGACUUGUCUGUUGCAACACUCCACGUGAUCCCAGUCGAUAAGGAUACUAGAAAGAAAAUGUACCAUUAUUAUUACAGCAAAAGCUGCGACGAAAUAAUUUUCGCGGUUUCGUCCCGAUGGAAAAAUCCAAAUAUCGCUGAGAUCUAUUGGAAUCAGACAGUAGAUCAAGACGACCUCAGCAAAGUGCCAAAGUAUGACUCGGUCUUUGGAAUGCUUGUUGUACGAAAAGAUAAGACAUGUGAAAACGACAAUCCUGUGACAUUUUUCCACAAGCGCUAUAAGGAGUGUGGCUGCAAAAAAGAACCAGGAAGCGGUUCAGACUUCUCGUCUAUGUAUGAUAAGAGUCCUUUCCGACCUGGCCGCAUCGAGAUCAUUUUAUACAAAGACAACGCCGAGAAGCAGUACCAUUCAACGUUGCUCAACUACACACCUCCUGCCGAUUGUUAUGCGACCGAUACCUGGAUAGCAAACCAGGGACUCUAUCUCUUGGAUCUUGAGAAUAAAGUGUGGUAUCCAGUUUAUUACGACCUUUGGAGUGAUGAAGACUUUUUCAUCAUGUAAUCUGGCAAUAAAUGCUGUUGUUG